Molecule: messenger RNA, 1674 nt
Organism: Phytomonas sp. EM1
Lineage: Eukaryota; Euglenozoa; Kinetoplastea; Trypanosomatida; Trypanosomatidae
Source: the annotation of a GenBank genome assembly
AUGAACGCGUAUGGCGGGUAUGGGCUGCAGCAGAUGCCUCAGCACCCGACCGGCGGCGUCUUCUACGACGCGGGAGCGGGGAACCCGUACAUGUACACGAUGGAUCGCGGGAUGGACGCCGUCUUUAACGGGAUGGGCGUCCAUGGCGCGAACAAGGGGAUGAUGGUGAUGAUGCAAGGUGGGGGAGGAGCGGGGGUGGCGAACCACGACGCGGUCCCCCACCACGGCGGGGAGGGUAACCACCACCACACGGGAGGAAAUCGACGGGGAGGCGGCGCGCGUGGGGGAGGAAUGCGCGGCAACAACUCCCGCGGGCACGGUGAUAACGCCAACGCUCAGGCGAACAGUGGGAAUGGCGGCAGUAACGGGCAACGGUAUCAGAACUGCUCGGAGCUCCUGCGCCGCUUCCGCUCCGACACGAGCAUGAAGAGCUUUGGGCACUGGCGCCUCAGCGAUAUCCAAGGCUACGCCGUGGAGUUCGCGAAGGAUCAGGAAGGCAGCCGGUUCAUCCAGGGCGCGGUGGAUUCAGCCUCACCGGCCGAACUCGACGUGCUUUUCCAUGAGAUCUUUGAUAACCCGCAGGAUUUGGUCACAGAUAUCUUUGGGAACUACGUCCUCCAGAAGAUGCUCGAAAAGGGUAGCCCUCAGCAACUCUUCUUCGCCGCGAAUCGCCUCAGUGGGCAUGUGGUGAAGCUGACACUGCAAACCUACGGCUGCCGCGUUAUCCAGAAGUGCAUCGAGGUGAUGCCUGACGAAGGCCUUCAGGUGAUCCUAUCUGAGCUUGAGGGCAACGUCGCGAAGUGUAUCCAAGAUCAGAACGGCAACCACGUCGUACAAAAGUGCGUGGAGGUGAUCCCGCAGCGCUGUGGCUUCAUCAUCUCUGCCUUCGCUGGCCGCGUAAUGGAGCUAGCGACGCACGCCUACGGCUGCCGUGUCAUUCAGUGCAUCAUGGAGCACUGCCCAGAUCAGGAGGAUAUCAUCUUCAAUGAGCUGCUGAGCGGUGUAGAGGCCCUCGCGCAGGAUCAGUACGGGAACUACGUGAUUCAGCAUCUCCUGCAACACGCUGAAGACGAAACGAAGGUGGAGCGAAUCUACAACGCCCUCAAGCCGAAGUUCUUCGUCCUGAGCAAGCAAAAAUUCGCGUCAAACGUGAUGGAGAAGCUCUACGCGCGGUCUAAACCGGCGUUCCGGAUGGAUUUAGUCGAUUUGAUGUGCUCAGACGACCCCGCCAUCAUCGGGACGAACGUGCAGAUGGUGGAGGUCGUGAAGUUUACGCGUUCCGACACCGUCACCGUGGCGUCGGCAAAUGCCUUGGAUAGUAGCACAACGAACAAUAACUGGAAUGUAACGAAUAAAACUCACAACCCACGCGAAUCGCAGAAAGAAAGGAACCGAGAGCAAAAAGAUGCAGCCAUAGGUGUAAUCGAGGAUUUACAGACCGCCGGAUUCAGUCGGCCGAGUGUGCUUUGCCUGAUGAUGAACGACCAAUAUGCCAACUACGUCGUUCAGCGGGUGCUGGACGCAUCGGACGUCGAGCAGUUCACAAGGCUGGUGAACAACAUUGAGCGAUAUAUUCUACCGAUUCGCACGUAUAACUACGGUCGACCCAUUGUUCAGCGCCUUGCACGGCGAAACCUCGUAAAGACCCCAGGCGAUGAAGCCGAAUCGAGCUAA